UAGUUUGGUUCUCUCACGUGAAUAAUCUUUAAACAACAGCCUUUCGUUUUUAAUUGCUUCGGGGGACGCUUCUGAGGAGUUAUUGUAGUGUCUGUACGCACAUCAGAAUGGGCGUGAGUUGUCCCUCGAAAGGCAGUUUAGACUACACUAUUCGGACCAGUGAUCUGUGAGCGCAGAUCAUUUGAGUCUGGGAGAGAUAAGGCAGAGCAGCUGCGGGAUGGAGAGAACAGGAUUUAUAGCUGUUGCCUGAAUAUUCUUCCCAAACCAACCCAAGACGCAUAAGAGGGAGGGGAGUGAGAGCGUGAGCGCGCGUGUCAGAGGGGGUUUGACACAGAGACACAAGAGCAAGGAAAGGAAACAAGGGGAAAUUGAGUGUGGAUCGAGAAGAGCAAACGCAUUCUCCAAAAAGGGAGCGGCUAGCGGUCGUCCUUUUGUGCCAUGACCAUGGUGCCAGCGCGCUGCCAGGGAUCGUCGUGCGCCAUGCUGCCGCUCGCUCUGCUGCUCCUCUUGGGAUGCGGUGUGGCUCUGUGCCUCGGUCAGAACGACACGGAACCCAUCGUUCUGGAGGGGAAGUGUCUCGUGGUCUGCGACUCGAACCCUUCCUCUGACGGAGCCGUUACUUCGUCACUGGGGAUUUCUGUUCGCUCAGCCGGUGCCAAAGUGGCGUUCUCAGCCGUGCGUGGGACCAACCAUGAGCCCUCCGAGAUGAGCAACACAUCCAUGACCAUCUACUUUGACCAGGUUUUAGUGAAUAUCGGCAACCAUUUCGAUCUGAAAGCAAGUGUUUUCCAAGCUCCACGGAGGGGAAUAUAUAGUUUCAGUUUUCACGUUGUCAAGGUCUACAACAGACAAACCAUUCAAGUGAACCUGAUGCAGAACGAUUAUCCAGUGAUAUCAGCCUUCGCCGGGGACCAGGACGUGACGCGGGAGGCUGCCAGUAACGGCGUGCUGCUGAUGGUGGAGCGGGACGACCGGGUCUAUCUGAAGCUGGAGAGGGGCACCUUAAUGGGCGGAUGGAAAUACUCCACCUUCUCAGGCUUUCUAGUGUUUCCUUUAUAAUCGAGCGGCUCAGAACCACGUCCAGACCAACACACACCACUCGCCAUCUCUUUUUUGACUUCUUUUGACUAACUGUUAACUCUCCGCAAAGGAAGCCGACAAAAACCUGUAAACCUAAACUAUCUACGAACAUGGAGUUGCAUAUUUCAGAAGUAUCAUGCUAUUUGGAUGACGGAUUGAUCAUGGCGCGUUGUGGAUUUGUUCUCAUUUUUGGAAACAAACUUUGCCCAGAGACAAAGAGGCGAUUUUCUGCAAAUGAACAAAUAACUUGAGAAGAAAAGGUGUGUCAUGCUCUAUUUUAUGUUUGUAUAGCCUUAAAGAAUAUAUGAAACCCGUCCAAGUGAAGUUUGGUGGAUUACGGACAUCCAGAGAUGAAGUGCUUUUAAGGCCAGUCAGUGGCAUUUUUUGCACGAAUGGAAGUUUUUUUUUUGUUUUGUUUUUUUUCGUUAUGUUUUUUGUGCAGUCAAUGGUGUUGCGUUUGGAUGCUUUUUGAAAAUGAAGCCAAAUAUAGGCCGCCUACGAAUUUAUUUAAAAAGAAAAAAGGCGACAUAUUUCUGCCAGCUGGAAUUAGAGCCCUUUUAUUCAAAUAUAAUUCUAUCAUUUAUAAAGAGUGCAUAUUCACAUUAUUGUGUGUUACAUUUCGGAUCUGCGUAGCUUUGACUGAUUUAAUGUUCAGUGACAUUGCUCACAAAAUGUACAUUGUGAAAAUACUAGAAAAAUCCCUAUAUGUCCCGCUAAAUAAAAAGAUAUUGUAUUGUAUAGGCUAUGCGCAAUGGGCACUUCUUUACACGCGGCUGUGCUUGAGUUGUGAGUUUGUAAAUGUGUGUAAUAGGCCGGAGUGAGAGCACUUCACUAAACAAUGGUGUGGGCGGGUCGCUGUCCAUGGUGCUGAAACACACGGCCUCUUUCUCUACUUCAGCAAUAAUAGAUUCAUUACCUGACUCUUUUAGACUGUAC
This is a messenger RNA of Periophthalmus magnuspinnatus, 2016 nucleotides long. It is a transcript of the gene cbln2b, whose product is annotated as cerebellin 2b precursor. Lineage: Eukaryota; Metazoa; Chordata; Actinopteri; Gobiiformes; Gobiidae. The transcript is spliced from 4 exons. The record is from RefSeq and is a predicted model, not a curated record. The coding region runs from base 439 to 1059 and encodes 206 amino acids. Gene Ontology annotation, molecular function: protein binding.